ACGGUGUUUUUAAAUUUAUCGUGGAUUAUCAGUGACCUUGUUACUUAGUACAAGUGUUACGCUUGAGCAGUAAGCAUCAACGCGUGAUGUUAGACAGUACAGCUACUUGACAGACCUGGUUAUUUACUACUAAACUCUCUCAAAUAAUUUGUUAAUGAGAACAUGACAUUUAACCCAAAUGAACAUCAGCACUUGAGGUACAAUCCACUCAAAGACGAAUGGGUUUUGGUAUCCCCACACCGAAGCCUACGCCCAUGGAGCGGCCAAACAGAAACACCUCCAACAGAAGAAGUACCCAGAUUUGACCCUACGAAUCCUUUGUGUCCUGGUGUCACACGAGCGUCGGGGAAAGUGACUCCUAAGUAUGAAUCGACCUACGUCUUCGAAAACGACUUUCCGGCGUUGCUUCAAGAAGGUCCCGAACCAGCCGAAAGCGACGAUCCUUUAUUCCAAACAAAAACCGCCAAGGGUACAUGUAGGGUGAUAUGUUACCACCCUUACACUGACGUGUACUUUUACAACUUAUCCACUAAGGAAAUAGUGGCUGUUAUAGACGAAUGGAUAAAGCAAGCGAAAGAACUGGGGCGGGAAUACACCUGGGUCCAGAUAUUCGAAAACCGUGGUACCAUGAUGGGCUGCUCGAAUCCCCAUCCACAUUGUCAGAUCUGGGCGUCCACGUUCUUACCGAACGAGCCUAGAAUCAAGGAUAUUAACUUGAGGAAGUUCUAUGACAAAUACCAGAAGCCCAUGCUUCAAGACUACGUGGAGAAGGAGCUGCAGAAGCGAGAGAGGAUCGUUUACGAGAACUCCGAGUGGGUGGUUGUGGUGCCCUACUGGGCCGUUUGGCCUUUCGAGACCAUGGUACUACCAAAGCGUCAAAUCCAGCGUUUCACAGACGUGGAUGAUAGGCAGAAAGAGGCCUUGGCACAGGUUCUACAGACGGUUGUAGUCAAGUAUGAUAACCUGUUCAAAUGCAAAUUUCCCUACUCCAUGGGUUGGCAUGGGGCACCCACUGGUGAUAAACUGGAAGAGUGUCAGCCACACUGGACCUUCCACGGGAUCUAUAUCCCUCCACUGUUACGAUCGGCAACUGUGAAGAAGUUCAUGGUUGGUUAUGAGGUGCUAGCGCAGGCUCAAAGGGAUCUAACUGUCGAGAAGGCCGCUGCGAUGUUGAGGGAACAACCAGAAAAGAGGUUUUCUUUAUAAUUUACUGUAUUUUAAGGAAUACGGAUUAUGUUUUAAAUAAUAUUUUUGUUAUUUAGUAUUAGGUGAAUAUUUUAUGUACACUUCCGCUAAAUAAAAAUUGUCUAUUUAUCUGUA
Anoplophora glabripennis (Asian longhorned beetle) is the source of this 1320-nucleotide messenger RNA. Its product is annotated as probable galactose-1-phosphate uridylyltransferase. The record is from RefSeq and is a predicted model, not a curated record. Gene Ontology annotation, cellular component: cytoplasm. Lineage: Eukaryota; Metazoa; Arthropoda; Insecta; Coleoptera; Cerambycidae. The transcript is spliced from 2 exons. Bases 163 to 1206 code for a protein of 347 amino acids. Gene Ontology annotation, biological process: beta-D-galactose catabolic process via UDP-galactose, Leloir pathway. Gene Ontology annotation, molecular function: zinc ion binding; UDP-glucose:hexose-1-phosphate uridylyltransferase activity.